CUUCGCGUGAUCGCAACCGUUGGAAAACGACUGAUGUUUUCAAUUUCAGCAAAUAAUCGCACUCGUUGUCAUUCUUGUCGAUCGUAAUAGAUUCAUCUUAUUUGAUUGCCAUAAAACAUGUGUUUUAAAAUUAAGCAUAAUUGUUAACUCUUAACAAUGCGAAGCGAGUUGCAUACUGAUAAAUCGUUGAAAUGAAAACCUUUCUACUCAGUGAAAUUCCAUAUUUCAACCGAGGCUUUGGAAUAUGACAAAAUGAUAAGAGGAUGCACAAGACGCAAAAGCCAACAGUGUUCUUAUCAACGGCUGAAACGACUUCGUGGGAGCAAACAAAAGGUCAUCUUCGAGGGAUGAUCCCUCCCAUCUAGGGACACCCCGGUAUAAAAACCACAUUCUCGAUCCGGUUGACAAUCAAUCACACUCUGUAAACGAUGGCGCCCAAUCAAAAUCUGGCAGCCGUGGUGCACGGUCCAAACGAUCUUCGUCUGGAGCCGAGACCAGUUCCAGAGCCGGCCUUCAACGAGGUGGUCCUCGAAGUGGACUGCUGUGGAAUCUGCGGAACCGAUAUCCAUUUCCUGAAGGAAGGCGGUUUCGGUGCCCAAACGUUGAUCAGACCCAUUGUGCUGGGUCACGAAUCGUCGGGAGUGGUGCGGAAAGUUGGCAGCAAGGUCACUCAUUUGAAGGUUGGAGAUCGAGUCGCGAUCGAACCUGCCGCAGGAUGUCGUUUUUGUGAUCUUUGUAAAGUGGGCAAAUAUAAUGUGUGCCUAGAUGGGAAGCACUGUACUACGCAGAAAACCGACGGAAAUUGUUCGAAUUUCUACGCCCAGUACGCAGAUUGUUGCUACAAGCUACCUGAUCAUGUGUCGAUGGAAGAAGGCGCCAUGUUGGAACCGCUUUCGGUGGCAAUCUACGCCACUAGAAGGGCAGAUAUCCGUCUAGGUAGCAGAGUCAUCAUAUUUGGUGCUGGUCCCAUAGGACUAAUGUGUUUAAUCGCUGCCAAGGCAAUGGGAGCUACGAGAACCGUAAUUCUGGAUCUGGCCAGGGUUAAACAUCGACUAGAUCUGGCGAAGGAACUGGGAGUAACGGGCACGAUCGCGAUCGAUAAAGGCGACAAGGAAGACGACCUGGUGAGAAGGGUUCACGAGGUAUUGGGAGGUCCGGCGGAUCGUGUUCUGGAGUGUACCGGAUCGGAGCCGGGAAUUCGAAUCUCGAUCAAGGCCACACGGAAUGCCGGCCAGAUCUGUCUCGUCGGGUUGGGCAACGAAGACGUUAAGGUACCAAUGGUGGACGCCAUCUCGCGUGAAAUCAAUAUCGUGACCGCCAUGCGAUUCAAUCACGAUUUUCCGGCCGCGUUGGAAAUAGUAGCCAGUGGGUAUGUGGACAUAAAACCACUUGCUUCGCACCAUUUCGAUCUGAAGGACGUUCACGAGGCGUUCCGAGUUGCUAGUCAGGGCGAAGGUAACAAAGUACUGAUUCAUCUUGUGCCUAGAGAUACUAACAAUAAGAAAAAGUUUGUGAACUAAGUUUGAAUUUGUUUGAUGUUUUUAAGCUGAAAUAUAUUUUCUUGUUCUUA
Molecule: messenger RNA, 1570 nt
Organism: Aedes aegypti (yellow fever mosquito)
Lineage: Eukaryota; Metazoa; Arthropoda; Insecta; Diptera; Culicidae
Product: sorbitol dehydrogenase
Exons: 2
Coding region: 429-1520 (363 amino acids)
Biological process (GO): D-sorbitol catabolic process
Molecular function (GO): L-iditol 2-dehydrogenase (NAD+) activity; zinc ion binding
Source: RefSeq, a predicted model, not a curated record